Molecule: messenger RNA, 3484 nt
Organism: Aethina tumida (small hive beetle)
Lineage: Eukaryota; Metazoa; Arthropoda; Insecta; Coleoptera; Nitidulidae
Product: macoilin-1
Exons: 6
Coding region: 168-2189 (673 amino acids)
Biological process (GO): neuronal signal transduction
Cellular component (GO): rough endoplasmic reticulum membrane
Source: RefSeq, a predicted model, not a curated record
UGGUUGCGCCGAUCAGAAGGCGCGAGUGCUAGUUGACAACAAGAGACGUUUACCGCAAAAGCGAGGUUUUCGUGACGAAAAAUCCAUGAGACAACAACGUAUAUAUCGAGUAUCUUGUGUGGAGUGAGCCGAAUAAUUUGCUCUGUGGUCGGGUCCCGUGGAAAAUUAUGAAGAGACGAAAUGCUGAGAUCGGUAAAAUGAGAAGACCCAUGAAAAGGAACAAAAUAACCGAGGGAUUUUACGGAAGCACUGUCCUCUAUUUGAAGUUCUUGAUCAUCUGGGUGCUGGUUAUACUCGCCGACUUCAUCCUGGAGUUCCGGUUCGAGUUCCUAUGGCCGUUCUAUCUUCUCGUCCGGUCCGUUUACGACUCGUUUAAGUACCAGGGAUUGGCGUUCAGCGUAUUCUUCGUAUGCAUCGCCCUCACUUCGGAUAUGCUGUGCUUCUUCUUCAUACCGGUGCAUUGGCUGUUCUUCGCCGCCAGCACGUACGUCUGGGUGCAGUAUGUUUGGCACACAGACAAAGGCAUAUGUGCCCCCACGAUCAUCCUAUGGGUACUGUUCGUUUAUCUGGAGGCGGCCGUGCGGUUACGCGACGUGAAGCACAUGCCCGGUCAUCUGGACCUAUGUAGACCGUUCGCCGCCCACUGCAUCGGCUAUCCGGUCGUCACGUUGGGUUUCGGAUUCAAAUCGUACGUCGGCUACCGCAUCAGACAGCGGAAGCAGCGCGAGGUCGCGAAAGAGAACGAGUUCUACAUGCAGCUGAUACAACAGGCGUUGCCGGUCGACAUGAAUCCGGCCAUCCAGCAGCAGAAGGAGUUGCAGAACUCGAACGGUGAAGGCGGGGGAAACACGGGCGGGGGAGGAGGAGCUCUGGUGUUAGCCCACCAACCGCACCAUCAGGGACACAGAGUACACAACAACAGACAAUCUCACGAAAAAAACGGACACAUACCGAACGGUACGAUAGCGAAUGGCGUGCAGCACGGCUCGAAGUCGCACCACAGGAAGUCGAUGGAUAAGUGUAAAGAGCAUGAUCACGAUCAUCGCGAGGGCAGACAGCAUAAGUCCAAUCAUAAUCAUUCGCACAGUAACGGUACGGCCGUCGGCGCGGGCGCCGACGACGGUCUAUCCAAUCAGCACGAUUCAUCCAGCGCAAGCGACACGCAACCACCAACCACACAGACGGCGUCAAAGCCGACGUCUGCGUCGACGAGACGCGCUCGCAAGGAACAACAACAGGAUAAUGGCCAUCGCGAAACCCUGGAAACGGUGCAGCGUCUCGAGGCUGACGUGAAACGUCUGCGCACCGAUUUGCAAAGCAGCCGCGCCAGCGAACAGGAGCUGCGUCUCCAGGUGGCCGCCCUGACGACUGGCGAAAAAGUCUCCAGAGGCGAGUUGGCGUCGAUGCAAAGGGAAAUGGACGAGCUGCAGCAGAGGCUGCAAAGUGUGCAGACGGCCCGCGCCGCCGACAAGCAAACCAUAAGCGGGCUGGAGAGAAGACUGGCCGAUGAAAGGAGGACGCGUGCCGGCCUCGAGGCUCAGAUUGCACAGGAACGCAAAACGCGCAAACAGGAGGAGGCGAGGGCCGCACAGGUGGCCGCACAACAACAGCAGCAACAACAGCAACAGUCAUCGCGAGGCGAGUGUACGGACGCGUGCAGGACGCGACGUCGCGAACUCGAGACCGAGGCAUCGGAGGCACGCACGGCCAAACACUGGGCAGAAGAAAAGUGCGCCGCUCUUGAAAGAGAGAAUGCCGCAUUGGCUGAACAACUACGCGAAACCGACAUAUUAAUGUCGGCCCUUAGUGCCAUGCAGGAGAAAACGGCACACCUAGAGAAUUCGUUGUCCGCAGAGAACCGCAUCAAGUUGGAUUUGUUCAGUGCGUUAGGGGAAGCUAAACGUCAACUCGAGAUCAGGGACAGCGCGAACCGCGCCCAGGAGAAGGAAAUCGAGGAACUGAAGGGCAAGAUAGCCCAAGUGCUGGCGGUGAUGCCGAACGACACAUUCGGCGGUGCGACAGCGGGCGGUGCUCCCUCUCAGUCGCCCAGCGUGGCCGUCACGAUGGCGUCGCGUGUUCGCCUCGGCGACGGAGUAGUGCCGGCUAACACGCCGCCCGGCUCGACGCUCGACCCGAACGCGACGGCCUACACGCCCAAGAACUCGCUCAUCACGUCGACCGAAGCCUAGUGUGACCCCCGACCCCCUCACUACUGUUCCGAAUCAACAAACCCCUGCCCUCUGUCUAUUUCUCUCUAUUCGUCCCCUGGAUUUUUUCACCUGAACUGACAUGUUUUUUGGUAACGAGAAGCGCGAGUCGCGCACUGGAAUACGACAAGUGUGUCUUUGAAGAAUUAAAAAUUUGUUUUUUACUUUCGAACUUGACUAUGUUCAUUUGAAUGUAUUUUAUUCCAACACGUGAACUUUUUGAUUUAAUUCUUUGAUUUCAUUUGAGCAGUGUAUAACAAAAAUGAUUAGAAAAUCAUUUUUAUUUAUAAACUGCCCGACUUUGCACAUCACACGGCAGAUCACUUGUCGUUUUUCUGGUGUGUGUUUUUUAUAGUCUUUUUUGUUAGCUUAUUUAAUGUGAUAUAUAAUUAUUUAUAAUUUAUUGAACGGCGAUACGAGUCAGAAUUUAAACAAACGCCGAAAACGGUGACUACAGUUGAUCUCCCGUUCAAAUUUUGAUUCGUAUUGUGAUGUUCACAUGACUAAAAAAAAUAAAGUUUAAAACGGUCCUUCUUGUUUUGCGGCCUGUUUAAACAGGAUGUUGUGAUAAAAGUGUAUUUAAAACAAGAAAAAUGGUCAACCUGUAUGCAACAUUUAUGUUAUAAAUAUUGUUUUUUAUUAACAGUGAAAUGUAGCGACUUUCAACCCAUAAAUAUUGCAUAUAAGCAAGAAAAACGUAAUGUUUUGUCAAUUAGGACGAUUUUGUUAAUUUAUUUAUUAUUAUUUAAUUUACGUAAAUUGUACAAUAAUACCAGUCAAAUUUGUUUUGCUUGUUGCAUGAUGAUUAUUUUCCUAAAGCCACACGAAUUCAUUAUUAUGAACUCAAAAAUCAACAAUGUUGUAUUAAGUAAUUUGUAUAGUCGUGUGACAAAAAAGUACUAUUUAGUUUAAUUCAAAUUGUUAAACAAAUGGAAACUAUUCCAGCUGUGAUAAGUUUUGUUUCAUAAACAAAAAACUUUUAAACUUUAUUAAUUUAGGUGGUGUAUAACACUAAAAAUAAACUUUGCAAUGCUAUUAUUGUACUGUUUUGUUUUUUGUUUUAUUUUUCGAAUUGGACUUUUAUUUGGGUUGAAACAUGUCUUUCAAGUGUUGUAUAUUGAUUUAUUUGUAACUCGAAAACAUGGAAAACUUGAAGUGAUUUUUGUUGAGAACUUAACUGUUAAGGAAGCACUGUACUUAAUAUAUUUUUUAAUUGUUUAUUUAACGUCGAAUUGACAUUUUGUUUUUUAUAUGUAUAAAUACAGGAAUAAUUCUUU